Periophthalmus magnuspinnatus is the source of this 3151-nucleotide messenger RNA. RefSeq names its product inositol polyphosphate-4-phosphatase type I A-like. NCBI's taxonomy places the organism in Eukaryota, Metazoa, Chordata, Actinopteri, Gobiiformes, Gobiidae. Bases 205 to 3147 code for a protein of 980 amino acids. Gene Ontology annotation, cellular component: cytoplasm. Gene Ontology annotation, molecular function: phosphatidylinositol-3,4-bisphosphate 4-phosphatase activity. The record is from RefSeq and is a predicted model, not a curated record. The transcript is spliced from 25 exons.
GUGUUGUUACUGAGUUCGCUGAGUGCUGGUGCUGCUGUUGAGGUAUUUUGAAACCUGUAUUCGUCAAAGUCCAGGACAUUACGGCGAUUUUUAGGCUACCAGUGUUCGAGUACGCACGGUUAGCGGAGGUGUGGAGUGGGCUGGAGCUGGCGGGGUCAUCUCACAUGGGAGAGCUCCUGCGCCCUCUGCUGACACACUGGCGUCAUGGAGGGGGUCAGAGAGCGCCCAGGGGCCAGAGAGCGUGGCUCCCGACUCCAGAGACCGUGGUCCGUGUACAGAGCCAGCACUCUGGAGCUGUCCAACGAGAUGUUGGGGCUGGCCCUGGCAGGGAACAGUCAGGAUCCAGAUGAGCCAGUACUGGAGUUUGGCUUGGCCUGUUCAGACCUGGUGACUCCCGCCAUGGACCGAAAACCUAGCACGUUCAUUGCUGUGAGCUGCACCACCCCUCCCCAGGCCUUCUGGACCAAGCACACACAAACUGAGAUCAUAGAGGGCACCAGUAACCCGAGCUUCCUGAGCAGCGUGGCCUUCUUCCAGGACUCCAGCAUCAGUCAGCACACUCAGCUCAAACUGGCUGUGUACGACGUCAAGGAGCGCUCUCAGGGCACGAUGUACAUGUUGGGGUCAGCUCUGUUCCCACUCAAAGAGCUGUUGCAGGAUCAGACAGGCCAGCUGCAACUGGAGCUCAGGUCAGCAGAGAACCAGCGUGUGGGUGUAGUCUUGGUGCGGACCUGGGGCAGAGAGGAGAGGGGAGACUGGAGGCUGUCAGCGGGACAUUUCAGGGACAGCACACGGACUGUGCUGCCCGUGGACCAGAGCCUCACCGAGUCCAUGGGAGCCCGCAUCAAGUACGCCUCACUGAGUCACGACUGCCUGCUGCGUUCAGUGUUCGGAGGAACUAUGUCGAGGAUGUACCGGCUGCCCCGCACGGAUGGCUCCCACCUGCGCAUCUUGGAGCAGAUGGCCGAGAGCACUCUGUCCCUGAACGUGCCCCGACAGCUUGUCAAACUACUGUUAGAGGAAGAUGCUGCCAGGGUGUGUGAGCUGGAGCAAUUGGGGGAGUUGUCGCCGUGUUGGGAGAGCCUGAGGAGGCAGAUCGUGUCCCACUACCAUCGCAAUAUCCUGUCCUACCAGGAGGCCCAGAACCACUUGAGCUCCUACAGGGGUCCUUCGUUCAAAGCCAGUAACCUGAAAGCAGAGAGGAAGUUGGAGUUCAUGCCCACCAACCUGCACAUUCAGCGGAUGAGAGUGCGGGACGAGCUGGGUCUGGAGAGCACCUAUGACGUGGUCACUGUGGGCGCUCCAGCCGCUCACUGCCAGGGCUUCAAGAGCAGCGGCCUGCGCAAACUACUGCAUAAAUCUGAAGAGGCCAAGAAACAGGAUGCAUCCUCCUGUCAGUCCCUGGUCCACAGUCCACAGGAGACGGUCCGGGCCAAAGAGCUGAUAGGUCAGAUCACCACACUGAGGACUCAGGUCAGCUACUACGCCGAGCGCGUGUCCCGGGCUGCUAAGGAGCACUCUGCCAGUGGGCUGGAGAGAACACUGCCCCCCCUCACGGACAAGACUCGGCAGUUGGUGACCGUGUGUGACUGUAAGCUGCUGGCGUCUGCGGUCCAGGCUCUGACCGCAGCCCGUCCUGAGUACAUCGCCUCAGCAACAUCGCCCUCUGCUGACCGGGAGCAUGUGGUGCUGAGGAAUGAUCAGGACUCACUGCUGGCCAAAUGGAGUGGACGCAACAGCCGCGGAGGGUCACUGCAGCCCGACUGGCCCGAGCAGGAGUGGGAGAGCGUGUGGGUCAAUGUGGACAAAUCCCUGGAGUGUAUUGUCCAGCGAGUUGACAAACUGCUGCAGAAGGACCGGAGACACAGUCAGGCCAGUGCGGACAGUGGCCUGAGCGGGAUGCAACCCACAACAAAGCGAGACGACUGUAAAAGAGCGUAUUGGAUCAAUCCCGGAAACGUGUCACAUGACCACUCAUCUUCAUCUGCAUGGUCCUCCUCACCCCCCCAGACCUCGACUGCUCCCCCCACCACCUCCCAGCAUGUGUUCAAUGGGACCUCCAGCGCAGAGGAGACGAGCCCAGGAGAGUGGAGCGAGGCCCUCUACCCUCUGCUCACGACACUGACCGACUGUGUGGACAUGAUGAGUGACCGGGCCAAGCAGUCCCUGGUGUUCCUCCUCAUGCAGGACAGCGCGACCUCCAUCGCCAUGGAUACAACGCUGCAGUACCGCCGUGAUGUUGUCUUCUGCCAGACGCUCACAGCACUCAUCUCUGGCUUCAUCAUCAAACUAAGGAACUGUCUCCGCGACGACGGCUUCCUGCGACAGCUCCACACCAUCGGCCUGCUGGCUCACUUCGAGUCCCUGCUCAGCACCUACGGUGAGGAACUGGCCAUGCUGGAGGACAUGAGCGUGGGUGUUCAGGACCUGCGUAACGUCACAUUCAAGGUUACCCAAGCAACCAGCAGCUCCGCCCCUGACCUGCUGCCAAUCAUCACGGGCAACAGACACGGCUUCAACGUGCGCAUCCCUCUGCCCGGCGCCAUGUUCGACGCCCUACCCCGAGAGAUCCAGAGCGGCAUGCUGCUCCGAGUCCAGCCCGUACACUUCAACGUGGGCAUCAAUGAGCAGCAGACCCUGGCUGAGAGGUUUGGUGACACCUCCCUGCAGGAGCUCAUUAACGUCGAGAGUUUGGCCCGACUCAACUCCUACUACGAGCAGUUCAAGGACGUCCUCCCUGAAGACUGUUUGCCCCGGUCCCACUCUCAGACCUGUCUCCCAGAGCUCCUCCGAUUCCUGGGCCAGAACGUUCAUGCCAGAAAGAACAAGAACGUGGACAUUUUGUGGCAGGCUGCUGAGAUUUGUCGGCGUUUGAACGGAGUGCGCUUCACGAGCUGUAAAAGUGCCAAAGACCGGACGGCCAUGUCUGUGACCCUGGAGCAGUGUCUGAUCCUACAGCAGGAGCAUGGCAUGGCCCCACAGGUGUUCACCCAGGCUCUGGACUGUAUGCGCAGUGAGGGCUGCCGUCGGGAGAACACUCAGAAGAACGUUGGCUCCAGAAAAUACGCCUUUAACUCUCUGCAGCUGAAGGCCUUCCCCAGACACUACCGCCCCCCCAGUGGCACCUUUGGCAAAGCAGAGACCUGAGCGG